GAUUGGCUACGGCUUUCAGUCUCGGCUAUUUUCAAUCUUACCUUCGAAGUUGACUCGUUGAUCCCUCAUCUCAGGUUGUCGCUACGAAACAACCGCCAAAGAGCACAGAGAAUAGGAGCGCUUACUAUCGCGUAACGUCAAACCGCCGUACGACUGGCAUAGUUUUGAACAUGACCACGCCGUCUUCAACGUUUCAGCGAGGGUAGAAUCAGUUUUAACAAGGGUAGAAUCAAUCCGUCUCUCUUCCGUGAUAGGGACGUCGUCGCCGCGCCUGUUCUCCGCCUCCUUUCCGUGUCUUUUCUCCUAAAGCCUCUAACUCGACGCCUCCUAGCGCAACGCCUCCCCUUUAUAGUCAUAUGGCUGGCGCAUAAGACAGGCAGCGGUUAACCUAGAUUGAGCUUAACAUAAAUGGCGCUUCAUGGAAGUAGCGAUUAGAAUAGCCCUGGGGAGCUGGGAACGGUGUUAGAUCUGCAAGACCUCGCUGUUUCCGGGCUGAGCGCGUCACUCGCGCCACUCUCGCCACUCGCGCCACUCUCGCCACUCGCGCCACUUUCGCCACUCGCGCCACUCUCGUCACUCGCGCCACUCUCGUCACUCGCGCCACUCUCGUCACUCGUGCCACUCUCGUCACUCUCGACUACUAAGGACGGAACCCCUCCUCGUGGUUUUCGCGAUGGGACCAUCGUCGUCGUCGCCUCUGCUUCGCGUGCCACAGCUUGUGUCCGCCACAUCCACCGCCUCCUCACACGGUCAGCAGCAUCCGACGCGCAGCGUCCGAACAUAUUUCCACACGAGUAGCCUCCGAUCGUUUACUAGCACCCGCCAGUCGCUUCUCCCCCAACGGUCCUCUUCCCUCCAUCCUUCUUAUCCAGCUCUCGUUCUUCUCUUCGCUAUUCUCCUUUUUCGUUUUAGCGUCGUAGCGGCGAUUUCCGACGAGUUUCCGCCGCCGCAUCCCGACGACGUCGCGGCGCUGAUCGCGCUCAAGGCGACCUGGGGCGACUUCCAGGGCUCCGACACGUGGCGCGUAACCCGCUCUUGCCGCGAGUGGAAAGGCGUCACGUGUGAUCCCGGCACUGGUCGAGUCAGGAGGAUCGAUUUAUCCGGGUGUCAGAUCCAGGGUAGUUUGCACAGGGAUAUCGGCAAUCUUCCCGCGUUAGAGUCACUUAUUCUGAGCAAUAAUGAGAUUUACGGUUCAUUGCCGUCUAGUUUAUCGCGUUUAUCCAAGCUCCAGUCGCUUUUUCUAGAUAGGAACGAAUUCAAUGGGCGAAUUCCGGUAGGAAUGGGGUCGUUACUGUAUCUUCGCAUGCUCGACCUUGGUUACAACAACUUGACCGGCGCGAUUCCAGACGACAUAGGUAACAGUCGCUCGAUUUCGUCUCUCAUUCUUCAGCACAACCAGCUUAGCGGGAAGAUUCCAUCCUCGUUAGGAGCAUCUCCGUCUUUGUCCGUACUCAUCCUCAGUUUCAACCGUCUAGACGGGCAGAUUCCGUACGCGAUUGGAACAGCUCCGAAUCUGUAUUCGCUGGAUUUGAGUCACAACCGGUUGUACGGGCGAAUUCCCGAAGUGUUUUCGCGUUCGCCCAGCCUUUACAUGCUUAACGUGGCAAACAAUUUUCUCACCGGUCAGCUGCCCGAUCUUCCUGCGAAAGAUGGCGAGAUCAACGGCGAAUCCGAGUUUUUCGUUGACGUUUCGAACAACUACCUCUACGGCCCGCUGAAAAUGGUGAUGGGAAACGCUUCGAUUUGCCCGACAAGUGACCGUGUGCCUGGCCUGCGGAUUUCAGUGGGGGGAAACUGUAUGUCCGGUUCUUUCAGCUGCCCGCUACACUUUCUCCAGCGGCAACGGAAACCCGCCAAUUGCAACGCUUUCUGCAAAACAUUUUCGUUCGCCGGGCAGUGCGGUGGGCAGGGAACGUGCAUUCCAAAAAGCUCGCUGUUUCAAGGCCUGAUGAGGAACGUUACAUGUGCUUGUAACGAGGGGUACCUGCCUGAUCCCAAAGACUCGUUCGUGUGCCGCGGGGAGGGGGAGCUUGCGGGGGAGAAGGCGGAUGGGGGAAAUGGCGGGGAGGGGGAGGAUGUGGAGGCGGAGAUACUCUAAUGCGAGGUAUGAUGAUGCCUUUCCGUAAGACAGUGCUGUACAUGACAGGUGCUUAGUAGAAGGAGGUUUACACGUGUGGAGUCUUGUUUAAGGGAAAGGGUGGCGGGGAGUGGGCGGGUGAUGGUCUAUGAAGGGGAGGAGUCUAGGAGAUGGACAAGCUAUGAUGCAUUUGCUUAGGAAUGGAUGCUACAGGAGAGAGUUAGAAUAUAAGAACAGAAGUUGCAGAAGAGGGCCAUAGGAACAGAAUUUGCAGGUGAGGGCCACGUGUUUGCAGCUAUUGACAGCAGGGCUUUCCAGCCAGACGUGGUACCAGCAGCUAUUACUAUUUAAGGUACCGGUAGUUAAUUAACUCAUUGCAGUGCCUGCUACUAGGUAUUAUUCUGUACUCUUGUCAAGGUGCUAGACCAGAGCAC
Closterium sp. NIES-67 is the source of this 2511-nucleotide messenger RNA. Lineage: Eukaryota; Viridiplantae; Streptophyta; Zygnematophyceae; Desmidiales; Closteriaceae. The record is from the annotation of a GenBank genome assembly.